AUGCAAGAAGAUAAAAAAUUACCUACUGAUUUUGCAGAUGAGGUGUUUAAAGAUGAUAGUUAUAAUAGUAAUGUUGAUAUUGCUGAAUUAAGUAAUGAUACAAGUAUAAUUAAUUUAAAUAAUAAAAUGUAA
Molecule: messenger RNA, 132 nt
Organism: Cetraspora pellucida
Lineage: Eukaryota; Fungi; Glomeromycota; Glomeromycetes; Diversisporales; Gigasporaceae
Source: the annotation of a GenBank genome assembly